This is a messenger RNA of Melopsittacus undulatus (budgerigar), 736 nucleotides long. It is a transcript of the gene BATF3, whose product is annotated as basic leucine zipper ATF-like transcription factor 3. Bases 41 to 370 code for a protein of 109 amino acids. Gene Ontology annotation, biological process: regulation of transcription by RNA polymerase II. The transcript is spliced from 3 exons. NCBI's taxonomy places the organism in Eukaryota, Metazoa, Chordata, Aves, Psittaciformes, Psittaculidae. Gene Ontology annotation, molecular function: DNA-binding transcription factor activity, RNA polymerase II-specific; RNA polymerase II cis-regulatory region sequence-specific DNA binding. The record is from RefSeq and is a predicted model, not a curated record. Gene Ontology annotation, cellular component: nucleus.
AUCCCCUCCGCUCCCCGCCGGGGCUCCGCAGGCGGCGGGGAUGUCGUGCGCCGUCCCGGCGGCGGGGGGCAGCCAGCAGAGUCAUGAAGAAGAUGACAGGAAGGUAAGGAGGAGAGAAAAAAACCGAGUGGCUGCACAGAGGAGCCGGAAGAAGCAGACUCAGAAAGCAGAUAAACUUCACGAGGAAUACGAGUCUCUUGAGCAAGAAAAUACCUCUCUGAAAAGAGAAAUUGGCAAGCUAACAGAUGAAAUGAAACACUUGAGUGAAGUGUUGAAGGACCAUGAGAAGGUCUGUCCACUAUUGCACUGCACCAUGAACUUUGUGACCGUACCAAGGCCCGAUGCACUCACCAGCUGCCUACCAAGAUGAAAGCCUUUAAAUGGAAUGUGUGAAAGUGCCACUAAUGGGAUGUUUGAAGAACUGCCUACUUAUGGCACAGGUCUUCCAUGGAAGGGGGCUGGACUCGACCAUACAGCUCUUCUCCAUGUUGAAGUGUUAUAGUCUUCUGAAUCUCAGGAAAACACCAGUGUGGAUAAAAGACAAUUUGAACUGUGACUUCUUAUUUGGUAGAGUCUUUGAGCCAUGGUUUUGCAUCCAGACAUGUCAGAGUGGUAAAGUCCACCAUCGCCAAUGGAAUGGAGACAGGGAAAAGUACUCACCCUGGGCAGGGAUGUCUUUCUGCCACAUGUCCACAGACAGUAACCCUUUAUCACUUGUCACCCGUGUACAUCAUGU